AUGAAAUCUGUUUAUUUGCUUAUCCUCUUAGUCGCCUUGGUCUUCGACUACACGUCAGCUAAUGCCAUACCUCUUGAAAAAAGAAAUACCAAACCACCAUGUUGCCCCAUUUCCAAUUGUGUUUUUAAAGCAGGCGAUAAUCCUUUGCAAGUGCCCGGAUUCGCUGGCAACACGUUUAACGGAUCCCUUACGUUUAUGCAAUCGCCUGUAGACACUUUACAAAUCGUUGGCUGGCUUAAUGUUCUGAAUGCACCAAGCGGACCAGCUGGCAAUAAUUUCGAUAUUCACGUAGGUAAUUGCAGAACAGCCACUAACAGGACGCCAGGAGACCCCCAUGCCGUCAUUGACUUGGACUCUCAAGGUUUUGAUACGCCAAUCCUCACAUCGAAAAAACUGCCAAUCAGCGCCAUCGCAAAUCAAUGCUGCUUUGUUGUAAAUGAGACUAAAACGACUCCUCCCACUCCCGAGCAAUUACUUGGAGUUGUACCAGUAACAACUGUUUUAAGCUGUAUCUAA
Paraglomus occultum is the source of this 516-nucleotide messenger RNA. The record is from the annotation of a GenBank genome assembly. NCBI's taxonomy places the organism in Eukaryota, Fungi, Glomeromycota, Glomeromycetes, Paraglomerales, Paraglomeraceae.